CUAGCCAACAAGAUUAAUUUCUUGAUACUCUGAUAAGCGAUGGUUUUACAGAUGAUCAGAUCAACAUUUUACUUGUGGUUUGAAUUCUCUGCCUCUCUCUCUCUCGCCACACUUGUGCACACACAGAUAUGAUUGAACUAUUCAAUACUAAAUUACUUGUGGAAGAGGAGCUACUCGUUGCUGGUACAGACUCUAGUAGUGUAACGGUUGAGUGGACAAUGGUAGAGUUGAUAGGAAGUCCAGAAUCCUUGAAGAAAAUCCGUGGAGAACUCACCACAGAGAUCAACCAAAACAUGCUGAAAGAUUCCGAUCUACGGAAGCUACCAUACCUUCAAGCUUGCCUCAAGGAAACCCUGAGGCUGCACCCGCCUGGACCUUUUCUCCUUCCUCACCGCGCUGUCGAAUCAUGCAAAGUAAUGAACUAUACCAUUCCAAAAGAUGCUCAAGUACUAGUAAACGCCUGGGCCAUUGGAAGAGACCCCAUGAGUUGGGAAGACCCUUUAGUAUUCAAACCAGAGCGUUUCUUGAACUCAACUGUGGAUUUUCAAGGGAAUAAUUUUGAAUUUAUACCCUUUAGUUCAGGAAGGAGAAUCUGCCCUGGACUUCCCAUGGCGGUAAAACUGAUUCCCUUGGUUCUGGCUUCCUGGAUUCAUUUCUUCGAUUGGUCUCUUCCGAAUGGGGGUGAUCCUAAAGAUAUAGACAUAAGUGAAAAGUGUAGUGCCAAUAUACGGAAGGAACAGCCUCUACUUCUCAUUCCUAAAGGCAGAAAAUGACCAAGAGACGUUUCUUCCAACUUCUUGUACUGCGUGUGGCUAUGUAACUUGUGAUCUGUUGCAAAGAUGUAAUCUUUUGUAUCACAUUUCAGUCUAUUAUGGUUUGUAGCUACAUGGCCUUCGCUUACUCAUGUUUGCAGCG
Messenger RNA from Vitis riparia (riverbank grape), 915 nucleotides. Its product is annotated as (S)-N-methylcoclaurine 3'-hydroxylase isozyme 1-like. The transcript has 2 exons. Bases 129 to 773 code for a protein of 214 amino acids. The record is from RefSeq and is a predicted model, not a curated record. Gene Ontology annotation, molecular function: iron ion binding; monooxygenase activity; heme binding. NCBI's taxonomy places the organism in Eukaryota, Viridiplantae, Streptophyta, Magnoliopsida, Vitales, Vitaceae.